AUGUUGCUCUUCAUAACUCUACUUCUAACGGCGCUUAUGUGCAUCUACUUCUAUUUGGGCAGGAAUAGAAACUACUGGACGAAAAGAGGUGUACCAGGACCAACUCCUUGGUUGCUGCUAGGAAACUUUCCCAGUUUCGUCUUACAACAUCGACCAAUUGUAGAGGAUUUUCAUGCAAUUUACGAUAAAUACCGUAGUCAAAGCAACAUGGUUGGCGUUUUCAACUUCUGCCAACCUUCAUUGCUGGUGAUGAACGUCGCGAUGAUAAAAGAUAUGUUAUUCAACAACUUUAAACACUUCCACGACAACGAGUUUUCCGACACGUUUAAUAAAGAAAAUGAUCCAAUCUUCGGUCGCAAUCCAUUUCUGCUGCAGGGCGAUGAAUGGAAGGAAAAACGUGCUGAAAUAACGCCGGGAUUCACGUCUUCACGGAUGAAAGCACUUUUCCCCAUUGUGGAGCACGUGUCGCAACGAAUGAAGCAGUACAUCUCACUAAACUCCGUCGAAUGCCCGAUAGAAACUCGUGAACUGUGUGCAAAGUACACGACCGAUGUCGUAUCGAGCUGCAUCUUUGCAACGGACGCUCAAUCGUUCACCAACGAAAGGGCUGAAAUACGCGAGAUGGGCCGGAAGCUAAUGGAGCCAAAAUUUCUGUACAUAAUCACGUUCCUGUUGACCUUGUUGGUUCCUCCGCUCAAGAAGAUCAUUCCAAUACGCUUUGUUCCGAAAGCUACCGAGCAAUUCUUCACCAGGCUCAUGGAGAACGCGAUAGCAUACCGGGAGCAGAACAACGUCAAACGUCUCGAUUACCUCGAUCAUCUGAUCAGCCUGAGAGACAAAAAGCAUUUAACAUCGCUCGAUAUGGCCGCACACGGUGUAACUUUCUUCAUCGACGGUUUCGAAACGUCCAGCCUGGCGAUGUGUUUCGCGCUUUACGAACUGGCACGGCAUCCCGAACAUCAGAAGACGCUAAGGGAUGAACUAAUAGCCGCACGGAACAAGGACGGAUCGAUCGAUUACGACGUUCUACUAGAGCUUUCAUUCCUCGAUCAAGUGUUCUACGAAACCUUGCGGCUAUGGCCACCGGCUCCUUAUCUAUCGAAACUGUGUACGAUACCCACGGAACUCGAAGUGACUAACGGUAAGACAGUGCUGAUUGAGCGCGGUAUCCCGGUGAUGGUGCCUAUCUGGAGUAUGCAUCGUGAUGAGGAUAACUUUGAGGAACCGAACCGUUUCAAUCCAGACCGAUUCGCCCCGGAAGUCGGCGGCACCAAGCUGUAUCGGGAAAAGGGAUGCUUUCUGCCGUUUGGUGAAGGUCCACGUCAGUGCCUUGGUAUGCGGUUUGCGUUGAUGCAGGUUAAGCGUGGAAUUUUUGAGGUUAUUAGCAAGUACGAGAUCUCGCUCAACUGCAAAACGAUGCAACCGUUGCAGCUAGACCCAAAGGCAUUUCUUAUUACUCCACGUGGUGGAGUUUGGCUGGAUUUCAAAUCGAUCUAG
This is a messenger RNA of Anopheles nili, 1497 nucleotides long. Its product is annotated as probable cytochrome P450 28a5. Gene Ontology annotation, molecular function: oxidoreductase activity, acting on paired donors, with incorporation or reduction of molecular oxygen; iron ion binding; heme binding. NCBI's taxonomy places the organism in Eukaryota, Metazoa, Arthropoda, Insecta, Diptera, Culicidae. The transcript has 4 exons. The record is from RefSeq and is a predicted model, not a curated record. The coding region runs from base 1 to 1497 and encodes 498 amino acids.